ACAGUCACUAAAAUGUGUUUACCAAAAUGUUUACUUCUUGUCCUAAUAACUCGCUUUAUUUCAACUGGAGCCGAGAUAAAUCUCGAAAACAACGCUUGUUCGUCAAUAGAGGCUUAUCAUGUUGCCCAAGUGAGCAAAAAGUGUUACUACAACCAGGAUGUGUUAUCAGAUGUUCCCGGAAUGGCAACUAGACAUGGUUACAAAUCCGAAACUUUUACAGUUACCACUAGUGAUGGUUACAUUUUAACCAUUUUUCGCAUUAUUUCAAAUAUAACCGAACCGGUGAAGGGCCCUGUGUUUAUCCAACACGGGAUUUUGGGCACUUCGGCGUCAUGGGUGGCCAUUGGCAACAGAUCUCUUGCGUUUUAUCUAGCAGAUCGAGGAUAUGAGGUUUGGUUAGGUAACACGAGAGGCUCCUAUUACUCCAAUAAACACGUCAGUUUAUCAAUCGACAAUCCUGAAUAUUGGGACUUUGAUGUGGACACUAUUGCGUCCAUCGACAUUCCCACUCAACUCAAAUUCGUUUUCAGUAAAACCGCUGAAAAAAUCACUUAUAUCGGGCAUUCCAUGGGCACUUCAGUCAUUUUCAUGUAUGUUUCAAGUAAUGUGGAAGCUGAAAAUUACGUUAAACAAAUUCUUGCUCUCGCACCCAUCGCUUACAUUAACGAUGUUCCCAUACUUGAGUUUGUGAGGCCUUUAGGAUCGUUUUUGGUCAAUAUUUUAGAUUUUGGCGAUGUCACUGGUCUGUUUUACCAUGAGGACGCAAUUCAUGGUCUAUUAACCCAAAUUUGCAAAAACACAGCACCUGAACUGUGCUAUAUUCUUAUCGGUCUCACGUCGGGAAAAACCCUUCAAUUUCCACCUGACGACCUCUUGCUGUAUUACAGUUAUUGGCCGGGUGGAAUUUCCAUCUACAUACUCAAACAAUAUUUGCAAAUUAUUCAAAGUAAACAAUUUCAAAAAUUUGACUACGGGGCACAAAACAACCAACUUUACGGCACGAAAACACCCCCAAUUUACAAUCUAUCGGAAAUUACGCUACCAACUCAUUUAUUUUACGGAGAAAACGAUAUUUUUUACAGAAAAGAGAAUAUUGAACGGCUAUACGACGAGAUAGGGAGUGCAAAGAAAACAGCAUUCUCAGUUGGCGCUGACGAAGAAAUGCCUUUUGACCACAUCGACUUUCUCUUUUCCGAAAAUCUCAUACAAUUUUUGUACACACAAAUGUCCAAUAUUUUGGACGGGAAUAAAUAA
Messenger RNA from Tribolium madens (black flour beetle), 1254 nucleotides. RefSeq names its product lipase member K-like. The record is from RefSeq and is a predicted model, not a curated record. The transcript has 7 exons. Gene Ontology annotation, biological process: lipid metabolic process. Gene Ontology annotation, molecular function: hydrolase activity, acting on ester bonds. Bases 13 to 1254 code for a protein of 413 amino acids. NCBI's taxonomy places the organism in Eukaryota, Metazoa, Arthropoda, Insecta, Coleoptera, Tenebrionidae.